This is a messenger RNA of Pundamilia nyererei, 2428 nucleotides long. Its product is annotated as protocadherin gamma-A3-like. The transcript is spliced from 3 exons. Gene Ontology annotation, cellular component: plasma membrane. Bases 14 to 2428 code for a protein of 804 amino acids. Lineage: Eukaryota; Metazoa; Chordata; Actinopteri; Cichliformes; Cichlidae. The record is from RefSeq and is a predicted model, not a curated record. Gene Ontology annotation, biological process: homophilic cell-cell adhesion. Gene Ontology annotation, molecular function: calcium ion binding.
UGUAAGAUGGCGAAUGCGACUUACAGCCAGCCUGUUUGUUUUUCACGUCCUUUUUCUUUAUCGAGCGGAGGCACAGAUCCGAUAUUCGAUCCCAGAGGAGCUGAAAACAGGGUCCCUUGUUGGAAAUGUGGCACAAGAUCUUGGCUUGGAUCUAAAAAGGCUUCGUUCUGGACGGGCCCGUAUCGUUACGGGAGAAAGCAUUCAGUACACAGAGCUGAAAACAGACAAAGGGACUUUAGUUGUGAAUGAGAGAAUAGACCGAGAGCAGCUUUGUGGGGAUUUGACUCCAUGUAGCUUUACCUUUGAGAUUUUAUUGGAAAAACCGAUGGAGCUGCACCCUGUGACGAUAGAGGUAUUGGAUGUAAAUGAUAACGCUCCCACUUUUCAGAACAGUCACUUGGAAUUUGAAAUAAGCGAAUCUGCUGCGCUCGGUUCCCGUUUUGUGCUGGAGAGUGCGGAGGACGCUGAUGUUGGGCAAAACAGUCUGCAGAACUACAUUUUAACUCCGACAGACAAUUUUGUGUUGAAACAAUAUGUUAAUCCGGAUGGAAGUAAAUAUGCUGAAAUGAUGCUUCAGAAGCCUUUAGACAGAGAGGUACAGCCACGCCUAUCUUUAAAACUGUUGGCCGUUGAUGGUGGAAAUCCACAGAAAUCUGGGACAGUAAAUAUAGAGGUAAACGUACUAGAUGCGAAUGACAAUGCUCCGGUGUUUAAUCAAUCCUUAUAUAAGGCCGCGGUGAUUGAAAAUGCCCCAAAAGGCACGCAUGUUGUUACAGUGAAUGCGAGCGACAUUGAUACCGGUUCAAAUGGAAAAGUGGCAUAUUACUUUUCAAAAUCAAAGGCAGGGAUAGCUGAUUUAUUCGAUAUAGAUGAAGCUACUGGUCGAAUAUAUGUGGCAAAGGAAAUCGACUUUGAAAUGGACAAAAAGAUUGAGUUCAGAGUUGAAGCGAAAGAUCAAGGGGGACUGACAGAUUCUAGUAAAGUUGAAAUUGAGGUCUUGGAUAUAAACGAUAAUGCACCGGUCAUUAACGUGAUGUCAUUCACUAGUCCUGUGUCAGAAGACUCAGCUCCGGGUACCACUCUUGGCAUUAUUAAUGUGAAAGAUCUUGAUUCGGGUGAAAACGGACAGGUAAGGUGCACGAUCGAAGGCAGUGUUCCUUUUAAAAUUAAAUCCAAUGUGAGAAGUUAUUAUACACUGAUAACUGAUGCUGCCUUAGAUCGUGAAAGUUUGUCAGAAUUUAACAUCACCGUUAUUGCCUCAGACGCGGGCUCCCCUCCGCUGUCAACCAGAAAAACUUUUAAUCUAAAGGUGUCAGAUGUUAAUGACAAUUCCCCAAAAUUUCCUCGAAAUUUUUAUAGGGCUUGGAUUGUGGAAAAUAACUCUCCUGGUCUUUCUAUCAUGACUGUUAAUGCUAAAGACCCCGAUGAAAACCAAAACGCCCGCGUUUCCUACAUUUUGGAAGAUUGUGAGAUUAAUGGGUCUCCAGUAUCUGAAUACGUUUCUGUUAAUGCAGAAAGUGGAGUGGUGCAUGCAGUGCGUUCGUUUGACUAUGAGCAAAUCAAACAACUGUUAUUCAUUGUAAAAGCGCAGGAUGGAGGCUCUCCUCCACUAAGCAGCAAUGUGACUGUGAAAAUAAUGAUCCAAGACCAGAACGACAACCCCCCUCAGGUUCUGUACCCAGUCCAAACUGGUGGCUCUCUGGUGGCUGAAAUGGUGCCUCGUUCAGCAGAUGUGGGCUAUCUGGUGACUAAAGUGGUGGCUGUUGAUGUGGACUCUGGACAGAAUGCCUGGCUCUCCUAUAAACUGCAGAAAGCCACAGACAGGGCGCUGUUUGAAGUGGGCUUACAGAAUGGAGAAAUCAGAACUAUCCGCCAAGUCACUGAUAAAGAUGCUGUCAAACAAAGACUGACUGUUAUAGUGGAGGACAACGGGCAGCCCUCUCGUUCAGCUACAGUCAUUGUUAACGUGGCGGUGGCAGAUAGCUUCCCUGAAGUGCUAUCGGAGUUCACUGAGUUGACACAUGACAAGGAGUACAAUGACAACCUGACUUUUUACUUGGUCCUGGCUCUGGCUGUAGUUUCCUUCCUCUUCAUCACGUGUUUAGUGGUUAUCAUAUCAGUCAAAAUCUACAGGUGGAGACAGUCUCGCAUCCUGUAUCACUCCAACCUGCCUGUCAUUCCAUAUUAUCCACCACGUUACUCAGACACUUUGGGCACAGGGACUCUGCCACAUGUGUACAAUUACGAGGUGUGCAGGACGACUGACUCCAGAAAGAGUGACUGUAAGUUCGGCAGAGCUGGUAGUCAGAACGUGCUGAUAAUGGACCCCAGUUCUACAGGAACGAUGCAGCGGAUACAGAGUGAAAAGAGCAUCCUGGAUGAACCAGACUCUCCGAUAGAGACUCUAAGGGACGCUGUUGGCCGCUGA